Molecule: messenger RNA, 1369 nt
Organism: Cladocopium goreaui
Lineage: Eukaryota; Dinophyceae; Suessiales; Symbiodiniaceae
Source: the annotation of a GenBank genome assembly
AUGUCCUGGCUCGCAGAGCACACAAUCAGAGAUGGCUCGGCCGUGGCAGAGGCACUGGACGGUCGCCAGAUGGGGCCAAAGCCCGUGCCUGAAAUCCUGGCGGGGCUCUAUCGCAGCUCCUUAGAAGCGCCUGAAGCUUUUCAAGCUGAAUACGAGGCCUCAACGAACAGAGUGCUGUCAAUCCUUCAAAGUUUCCAGUUUCAAGAGGUUGACCUUCAGUUGGACGACCGCAAUGCACUGCACUACGCUGCGGGCUGCGGCUGCUUAGAAGUCUGUGAGGCGUUGUUGCGACAUCCACAGCUGAACUUCCAGGAGGACCGUCACGGACACACCCCGUUGCUCUGGGCGGUGCGGCAUGGCAUGGCCGGGGCGAUGCAACUCUUAUUGAGGCACGGCGCUGUGCCUUGGCAUUCAGACCAUCGUGGAUUAACGGCUCUGCACUGGGCCUGUGCCCUGGGCUUUGGGAGGCUUUGCAAGUUGCUCCUGAUGGUGCCGCUGAAUGCGGAGGCGAUGAAAGAUCAGCGUUGCCAACGUGGCUGGACUCCAUUGCACUCUGCCGCUUACAGCGGCUCAGCGGCCUGCUGCGAACACCUCCUGAGCGCGGGCGCGGACGAGACGCUGCGGACGCCGCGGGACUGGACGGCUUUGCACCUGGCGGCCCUGCAGGGACAGGUCGAGGCCCUCAAGGUCCUUGCCUCCCAUUGCUCAACAGAGGUGUUUCUGGCAUUAGACGCGCAGGGUUUGAGCGCCCUAGAUUUGGCGAAGGAGUCGGGGCAUUUGGAAGCAGCGGAAGUUCUUCGACAUCCAGAGGAGACGCAUCGACACCUGGUGCGUGCAUGGUACAAGUGUUUAUCCCGAGGACCUAAGGUGGCUUUCGAUGAUUUGAUCGAGGCGGCCCUGUUGAUCAAGGCCCCGGAGGUGGAGAAGGUGGGGCAAGAUGCCUUGGAGCUGUGCUGCCAGGUGGUGGACCUCGGGUUUCGCAUCGCUGGCUAUGUCGUGGAGGUGAAGGAUUGUCGGGGUCCAUCCGGUGCAGCCCCGGCGCGUGUGUACUAUGCCAGAACCAAGGAGCAACGGAAGGUAGAUGAGGUGGAGUUCCUGGUGCCGCGCUUGCGGCAGACCUCGGGCCAGGCCAUUUGGCAACGAGGUGGCACCUAUCAAUUUCGUCUUCGCGGAUGUUGUGACCGACGAUCGGCUCCAGAUCCCUAUUCACUUCGGCAGGUGGUGUCUGACUGGUCUGUGGCCUUAAGUCUCACUGGCCGUUCCAGUCGCCCCAGUAAGCCACUGGGCGCCUCUGAGCGGAUUUCACAGACCUGAGAUUUCUCAGCGUUUCUGAGUCGUCGUAGUCAUGGUGAUGUUGCUGCCUGGCGGC